Lutzomyia longipalpis is the source of this 1971-nucleotide messenger RNA. Its product is annotated as prolyl 3-hydroxylase sudestada1-like. Gene Ontology annotation, cellular component: cytoplasm; GPI-anchor transamidase complex. The coding region runs from base 285 to 1922 and encodes 545 amino acids. The record is from RefSeq and is a predicted model, not a curated record. Gene Ontology annotation, biological process: peptidyl-proline hydroxylation; regulation of translational termination; attachment of GPI anchor to protein. Lineage: Eukaryota; Metazoa; Arthropoda; Insecta; Diptera; Psychodidae. The transcript has 6 exons. Gene Ontology annotation, molecular function: peptidyl-proline dioxygenase activity; iron ion binding; L-ascorbic acid binding.
AAAAAAAAUUUUCUCUCAAAAAAUUUAAGUUAUUUAGAAUAAAAUUUAAUUGUUUAAUAAUAAAGAUAAUUUCAGCAAUUUAUUAUACUGAAAGAAAGUAAUCAAAAAGACGAAUUUUUAUUAACUUUAUUGAAAUCAAUGAAAUACUCCAGUGGAAUUUCCUCUGAUAUGGAAUGGAUAUCUCGUCUACAUUAGUUAUCGACAAAGAUUUUUAUUGAAGUGCUGUGUUUUUUCAUUUUAUUUUGCUAAAAAAAAGGUUAAAAACUAUUAAAUAUUCUAAAAAAAUGGAAGAGAAUGAUGACCAAAGCAACCAUGAAAAAUAUAACACAAAUGCCGAUAAAUACCAAAUUUAUGCUUCAAUUGUAUUCAUCAUCGUGAUCAUUGGCAUCGGGGUUCCAAUGUGGUGGAAAACUACAGAAGUAUAUCGCGUAACUCUUCCAUAUGAAAGCAUCAAUGAGCUCAGUGAGACACCAAUCAUCUCUGCAUCCUCCGUCUACAUCUACACCGCUGAUCCUUCCAGGGCGAAUCUUCUAGUCAAAGAGCUCAGCGAGAUCUUUAAAACUUCCCUUUUGGAUGUUUCCUUCAAAACGGUGGCCCUGGCUGAAAGUGAGACAGCUGGAGUGAAAACUCCUGCAAGUCUUGAGAGCAAAAUUCUGCAGAAAUAUUCAAUUAAUCCGGGUGAUUUUCUCUUUGUUGAAUGGUCUAACUUGAACAAGGGCGAAUCCAUAGUAGUCACAACUGAUAGAACUGCCUUCUUGGCUCCUGGAACCUCUUCCAUUAAGAUUGGGCAUGUGCUCAAGACGUGGAUAUUUCAGGAGUUCAAAAUCCUCAGUAUUCUCAACAGUAGAAACAAUUCACAAGCCAUGAGGCACAAAACAGCUGCCCCUCAGUCGCACUACGAUAUCCUCAUCACAGUCAUGAAUCCUCGCCCAGAUCUUCAGGAUGUUAAAUGGAAUGUCCGCUACACUGCAGAAACUUUUAUUGCUCCAUUCUUGAAUGAAAUUAGUAUGCUGUCGAAUUUCACAUUGAAGACUCAGUGGAAGUAUCAAGUGCCAUUCCAAUAUUCAACAAAGCAAAUUCCCGACAAGACCAAGCUGAAGAGACAUUUUGCCCUCGAUGAGGAUUCCCUCCCGCACAUUGUGACGUCAGUUGAGAAGAAUAUUGGGCAUGAGAUCUCAAAUAAUCCCUGCUUGCAGCUCGUUGUCUACGUACCGCCGUGCAUUAAGGCCCCCGUUUAUAUUUACAACAAAAAAGGCGAAAGGGCCACCCUCAACAAAAUCGAUGCAUUUGUUUCCCCCAAAUGGGGCGGAAUAGUCAUUGCAAAUCCCCCGGAAGUUGUUUGUGAAAAAUACAUGGAAGAUCAACUGAAAGUGGAUGUCCCAAUAAAUUCAAAUGAGAUCUCACUUACACUGCUGUACAUGCUGCGGAAGCUGAUGGAGAUUGAAAUUGAUAUUCCCAUAAACGAGGCAACGAUGUCAGAAAUAACAAGUAUUUCUCCACGUAAAUGGGAAAUUGAUGUUUACCUGAGAAAUAGUGCAAUACACCUGAUUCAAUCAUCUAUUGUCACGCUCAGUUCACUAACAAAAUUGCUAAAGGACAUCAACUACAUCGUUAUAAAUGAUGAAGUGGGCCAGGCUGUUGAGGAUUCACAUAGAAAUAUUAUUCAAGCAUUGAUUGCUCUCAAGCAAAAUGAUUUAAACUUGGCAGUGAGCUUAGCAAAGAAAGCCCAUCUAGCGUCUGAAGCUGCAUUUUUCGAUCCUAGUCUAUUGGCUCUACUCUACUUUCCAGAUGAGCAAAAAUAUGCAAUCUACAUUCCACUCUUUCUACCAGUUAUGAUACCAGUAUUGAUGUCCAUGAAUGCCAUUAGAAAGUCGUGGAGCAAGAAAAAGGAAGAUCAGAGUGAAAAACCAAAGACUGAAUGAAGGCAGUUUGUAACACAAAGAAAUGAAAUUAAAAGAGAAAAUUUAAAAA